UCUGCUUAAUGUUUACGUUCUACAGUACAGCUGUCAGGAUUUAAGAAUAUCUUUCAAAAUUUUGCAUGUUAAAAGUAGUAAAUAGUAAUCGCGAACUGUAAUGAAAAUGUCAUGUUCUCCCGCCGAGAUAGAAAGGAAAAAACAAGAGGCUAUCCAAAGAUUGGCACAGAAACGAAACAGUCCAGUUAAAGUUCAGCAAUCACCAUUUAAAUUUAGCUUUAAAAGUAGCCCCCAACCGGCAAAUAAAGCAGUCCCUCAUAGUGUGAAACCCUACACGAAGGUUUCUGAUGCAAAAAAUAAUACUAUCGCUUUUUAUGGCAAAGACAAAUUGCUUACUAUCACAAUAAAUUUGAUUUCACCUGAGAGAUUUAAUGUUACAUUUUCGACGUUUUCUACUUUGAUUAUUGAUAUUUUUAAAACAAUUCCUUCUAGAUAUUAUGAUCCAAAUACUCGGGUGUGGAAUUUUCAUGUCAAUGAUUAUGAUUUGUUAUUGUCCAAAUUACGUCAGCUUCAGUCACAUGAAACAAUUACUAUUAAAGCAUUACCUCAAUUUGUUGUAAAAUGCAUAAAGUCACUUAUUAAAGACUGUGAUAUUGAUAAAAAUAAAAUAGACCCUGUAUUAUAUAGAACUUUGUUACCCUUUCAGAUGGAAGGUUUAAAAUUUGGUAUUGAAAGAUCUGGUAGAUGUAUGAUUGCAGAUGAUAUGGGCCUUGGCAAAACAUUUCAAGCUUUGGCAAUCAUGAACUAUUAUCAGCAAGAUUGGCCUUUAUUGAUUGUUACAACAGCUUCAAUGAAAAAUGUAUGGGAGGACACAAUUUUUAAAUAUCUGCCCUCUGUGUCUAUAAUGCAUAUUCAAUAUAUGUCAUCCAGCAAGGACUACAUUGGAGAGUCUAAGAUUCUCAUACUUAGUCACGAUUUAAUGCAAAGAUGUUGUGAUAAGCUUUUAGACAGGGGAUUUGGCUGCAUAAUUAUAGACGAAUCUCAUAAUUUAAAGAGUUUUAAAGCAAAAUCCUCUCAGGCGGCUACCAAAUUGGCAAAAAAAGCUAAACGCGUUGUCUUGUUAAGUGGAACUCCUGCAUUAUCGAGGCCAUGUGAACUGUAUCAACAGCUAGUCCUGAUAGAUGAUAAAUUUUUUGGAAUGUUUAAUGAUUAUGCACUGAGGUAUUGUGAUAGAAAAAAAACGCCGUGGGGAUGGGAUGAUCUGGGUAAGUCAAACCUUCAGGAACUAGAAAUAAUUCUGCUUAAAAAGUUCAUGAUUAGAAGAACAAAAGAAGAUGUACUAAAAAUGCUUCCCAAUAAAACACAGGAAGUUGUAAAGCUAGACCUGCAUUUAGAAAAAUUCAGUGAGCAGGAUAAAAGGUGCUUAGAGGCACUUGCCACAAAAUACAAAAAAGAAAAGGGUCAUGAAAAACAUGCCGCCUUAUUAACAUUUUUUGCCGAGACUGCCAAAAUGAAGAUACCAUCAGUGUGUUCCUAUAUAUUGCAAAUACUGGAAAGGGCGCAAAAGUUCUUGGUGUUUGCCCAUCACCAUGUGAUGUUAAAUGCCAUAGAAGAUUUAAUAAAAAGGAAAAAUGUUAACUACAUAAGAAUAGAUGGUAACACAACAAGCGAUCAAAGGAAGUUCUUUGUGGAUAAGUUUCAGCAAGACCCCACCUAUGUUUGUGCCAUUUUAUCUAUAAUGGCCGCAAAUGCGGGCAUCACCUUAACGGCAGCUCAGUUGGUAGUAUUUGCAGAACUACAUUGGAAUCCCACUAUUUUAAGCCAGGCUGAAGCUAGAGCGCAUCGAAUUGGUCAAGAAAAUACUGUUUUAGUACAAUAUCUGUUGGCAGAUGGCACUGCCGACGAUUCAAUUUGGCCGCUAUUAAAAGAAAAAGAAGAAAGUUUGAGUGAAUUUGGUCUGUGCAAAAAAUCGCUUGAUAAUGCAUCAGUGAGGAAACAAGAUACCUGCAAAGCGGAUGUAAUAACGGAUGGGCUAAAUAUAAGUGUCAUUGAACCUAUAACCGUGGCCAAUACUUUAAAUAUAUCAUCUUAUUUCACAUCCCCAAAGAAGAAAACUAGCAGUGCUAGUGAUUUGGAUGAGGCCUUAAAUGAUGGACUUGAUGAUGUGCUUGGCGAAAUUGAUUUUUAAUUUCUUAACUUUUGUGUUUUUUUUGCAGUUUUCAUCAAACACAUUUUACACCUUUUCGAAAUUAAGG
Cylas formicarius (sweet potato weevil) is the source of this 2195-nucleotide messenger RNA. RefSeq names its product SWI/SNF-related matrix-associated actin-dependent regulator of chromatin subfamily A-like protein 1 (gene Marcal1). Gene Ontology annotation, cellular component: nuclear replication fork. The record is from RefSeq and is a predicted model, not a curated record. Gene Ontology annotation, molecular function: ATP binding; ATP-dependent chromatin remodeler activity. Bases 101 to 2128 code for a protein of 675 amino acids. The transcript is spliced from 7 exons. Gene Ontology annotation, biological process: replication fork processing; DNA repair. NCBI's taxonomy places the organism in Eukaryota, Metazoa, Arthropoda, Insecta, Coleoptera, Brentidae.